Cutaneotrichosporon cavernicola is the source of this 2211-nucleotide messenger RNA. RefSeq lists its product as uncharacterized. NCBI's taxonomy places the organism in Eukaryota, Fungi, Basidiomycota, Tremellomycetes, Trichosporonales, Trichosporonaceae. Gene Ontology annotation, molecular function: protein serine/threonine kinase activity; ATP binding. The coding region runs from base 1 to 2211 and encodes 736 amino acids. The transcript is spliced from 2 exons. The record is from RefSeq and is a predicted model, not a curated record. Gene Ontology annotation, biological process: peptidyl-serine phosphorylation; peptidyl-threonine phosphorylation; mRNA cis splicing, via spliceosome.
AUGUCGACAGGAAAGCGUGGCAAUUGGCGCGAUGCGUAUCUCGACCGCGAGCGGGAUCGAAGCAGGGACGGGCGCGGACAUCGCGACGACCGCGAUCGGUAUGCACGCGACUACGACCGACCCCACGACGACCGGCGUGACUGGAGGCAUGGCGACAAGCGCCGGCGCGACGAUGCUGAGGAGGGCGAAAGUGCCAGCCCCAUCCGUCCUAGUAUGCGCGAGAGCACACGCCGUGCUGAAACUACAUCUCCCCGUCGAGACUUCCGCUCGCCCCGUGCUGAUUUUGAGCGCUACCGCGAGCCAGAGAGACACCGCAGCUUCAGUCGUGACCGCGACCGCGACCACGGCCACCGCGAACCGGAACGGCGUGCGCCGUCACCAAAGAAGGUGAGGUUGGCUGAGCCAAGGCCUGAACCCGAGCCGGAACUGCUUGCAGAGGAUGAGGAAGAGAACCCCGAGAAGAAGCUUGCGGAGAAGCGCCGAAGGCGGGAGGCGAUCAUGGCCAAGUUCCGGGCAGGCGAGGUUGCCAAGCCACCCCUCAGUGCUGUCACCAGUGCCGCAGGGUCACCUAACUCUGCCACGCAGCCUCUUCCGUCUGGAAUUGAGAGCGUCACGAGCAACGGGAUUAACAGCCAGUCGGGUAAGUCGGCUAGCCUUCGUCCCGUAAAGCUGACGACUGGCGCUACCCCUCUCCUCAAGGCGCUUGGUACACGUUCGGUCACCGGCGCACCGAUCAGCGUUUCUGCGCCUGGCGUCAGCGGAGCAGCCACGCCGCUUGGCUCGGAACCAUCCCUCCCCUCCACACCUUUGGGGAAGGACUUUGAUCUCGAGAAGCAUGGUGAGAAGCACGGUGCCGAGGCUGGCGAAGGCGUCUCUGCUGCUGAGUAUGACGACGCAAGAGAUAAGGCGGAGCGCGGUGCGCGCGUCGACCCAGCCAACAAGCCACCACCAGCCGAAGACGAGUGGGAGGAGGUCGAGAUUGAGGUGGACGACGAGGACGACGACAUGGACAUGUUCGCGGCUUUUGGUGACGAGGAGCCCGUCAAGAAGAAGCGCAAGAUCAAAGUGCGCCGGCGUAAGGACGGCACAACAAUCCAAGCGCCGGCUGUGCAGGCCGCGCUCGAGGUGGUCGACAAUGUAGACGACACCGAAGGCUACUACCGCAUCACGCCGGGUGAGAUCCUUGACGACGGGCGGUACCAGGUCACGGUGACGCUGGGGAAGGGCAUGUUCUCGGCGGUCGUCAAGGCCAAGGUCCUUAAGGCUGUGGGCGGUGAGCGCCCGGCGGACGUCGUCGGCCGCGAGGUUGCGAUCAAGCUCAUGCGUUCGCAAGAGAGCAUGUAUGUCGCUGGGCGAAAGGAGGCGCAGAUCCUCAAGCUGCUCAACGACGCCGACCCGGAGGACAAGAAGCACAUUGUGCGGAUGGAGCGCACGUUCGAGCACAAGGGCCAUUUAGCGAUCGUCACCGAGAGCCUGAGCAUGAACCUCCGCGACGUCAUUAAGCGAUUUGGCAAGGACGUGGGUCUCAACAUGCGCGCGGUGCGUGCAUACGCGCACCAGAUGCUGCUCGCGCUGAGUCUCAUGCGCAAAUGCUCGAUCGUCCAUGCCGAUAUCAAGCCGGACAAUGUGCUCGUGAGCGAGAACAAGGCUGUGCUCAAGGUCUGCGACCUGGGUACGGCCGCCGAGGUCUCAGACGGCGAGAUCACGCCCUAUUUAGUGUCUCGAUUCUACCGUGCUCCAGAGAUCAUCCUCGGCCUUCCUUACGACACCGCCAUCGACAUCUGGGCGAUCGGGUGCACGCUCUUCGAGUUGUACACGGGCAAGAUCCUCUUCCCAGGCCGGAGUAACAACCACAUGCUCCUCCUGCAGCAAGAAACGAAAGGCAAGCUACCCCACCGGAUGAUCAAGAAGGCCCAGCUCGGCGCGAUGCACUUUGACGAGAACAACAACUUCCUCUCGGCCGAGACGGACCGCAUCACUGGCGCCGACGUUGUCAAGACGGUUGUCAUCUCCAAGGCGACGCGUGACCUCCGCUCCCGCCUCAUGCCGAGCUCGAGCGUACAGGCCAAGAUGGGCGUCGACGAGCUCAAGCAGCUGCAGCAGUUUGUCGACCUGCUCGACAAAUGUCUCAUGCUCGACCCGGUACGGCGUAUUUCGCCACGCGAGGCGCUGCUCCAUCCCUUUGUGACGGGUCAGCAUGCGCAUGCGUGA